Messenger RNA from Exophiala mesophila, 1558 nucleotides. RefSeq names its product saccharopine dehydrogenase [NAD(+), L-lysine-forming]. Gene Ontology annotation, cellular component: cytoplasm. Gene Ontology annotation, molecular function: saccharopine dehydrogenase (NAD+, L-lysine-forming) activity. The record is from RefSeq and is a predicted model, not a curated record. Bases 117 to 1244 code for a protein of 375 amino acids. NCBI's taxonomy places the organism in Eukaryota, Fungi, Ascomycota, Eurotiomycetes, Chaetothyriales, Herpotrichiellaceae. The transcript is spliced from 2 exons.
CCUCCUCUUACGACAAUUCCACUUGUUUAUACACAUCCCUCUACACGCUGCACAUUUACUUUGACUCUGUCGCAGACCACCUCGACAUUUCCUCUGGUACUAUCUCCGUCAGAAUCAUGGCUACAACACUUCAUCUACGCUCAGAGUCUAAGCCUCUUGAGCAUCGAUCAGCACUCACUCCUUCCACAACCAAAGCCCUCCUCGAGGCCGGCUACAAGAUCAAUGUCGAACGCUCUCCAGAGCGCAUCUUCGACGACUCAGAGUUCUCCGACGUUGGCGCAACAUUAGUUCCCGAAGGCAGCUGGGUCGAUGCACCUUCAGAUCACAUCAUUGUUGGCCUCAAAGAACUCCCUGAAGAAUCCUUUCCCCUCAAGCAUACCCACGUCCAAUUCGCCCACUGCUAUAAAAACCAAGGUGGCUGGCAAGAAGUCCUCUCUCGUUUCCCCCGCGGUGGUGGCACCCUUCUCGACCUCGAAUUUCUGCAAGACGAAACCGGUCGCCGUGUCGCCGCCUUUGGAUACCAUGCAGGGUAUGCUGGCGCUGCUCUCGCAGUCGAAGCCUGGGCAUACCAGCUGCAAAACCCCGAUAAACCAACUCCCUUCCCCUCGGUCUCAAGCUAUGCCAAUCAAGACCUCCUCCUCGCCGACGUUCGCAAGGCCGUGGAAACUGGCCGAUCUCUGUCUGGCCGCCUCCCCCGCGUUCUGGUGAUUGGAGCCCUUGGUCGUUGCGGUCGUGGCGCCGUUGAUCUCUGCACCCAGGCUGGAAUCCCCGACUCCAACAUCCUGAAGUGGGAUAUGGCCGAGACAGCCAAAGGUGGGCCAUUCACUGAGAUCGUCGAGUCCGACAUCUUUGUCAACUGCAUUUACCUCUCCGACCCGAUCCCUCCAUUUCUCAACGCCGAGUCACUCUCCUCUCCCUCCCGCAACCUCAGCGUGGUCUGCGAUGUCUCCUGCGACACUACCAACCCUCACAACCCUGUCCCCAUCUACUCGGAGAACAGCACCUUCUCUAACCCUACACUCGAGGUUCCUGGCUACAAGAACCCUCCUCUGUCAGUCAUCUCCAUCGACCAUUUACCCAGUUUGCUGCCGCGAGAGGCCAGUGAGGCUUUCAGCACGGCUCUGCUGCCGAGUCUAGUUACCUUGAAGGAUAGAAAGACCACCAGAGUUUGGAAGCAGGCAGAGGAGCUGUUUGAUAGCAAGGUGGCGCUUCUCCCUGCGGAGUUGACCAAGAGAGAGGCAUAGGGUUGCGAUUGACUGUUUCGAUAAAUGUAUGGGCCAGCCCGCCCAUCGGUCUCUGUUAAAAGCUAUGAAGCUGGCGGAAAGAAAAUAGAUAAACAUUGAAAAGUACUUCGCUUCGAUUAGCGCGUGUUGUACAACUCUAGUGGUGGGUAACAAGCCCAGAGAGGAGGCGGUAAUCGACAGUGAUUCAUGGGCUACGCAGCCAGGAUCUUUUCACUCGAAUUUCCAAGUCUGAGGUAAUUGUACUUUUUCUUUGGAUUAGUUCUAUUUAGUUAAUCCAAAUCUGGUUUGCCAAAAGGUGAACCUUUGUCACCUCA